AUGAGUGUACUAACACCACCAGACUCAUUCGGGAUAGUAGAACGUGGCCUCUUUAGAUCCAACAUGUUCAACUCUUCGUCAUUCAGCUUUAUAAAACCACUGGGACUGAAAACGUGUUUGGUCCUAUCGACAGACCCUCCAUCUCGAAGCUUAUUGGGAUUCUUUGAAGACUGUGGAACUAAAUUCGUGCAUCUGGGAUCGCAUCCGAACAGCAGGUCCUUGGGCUGGAGACCUGUCAGUGAAGAACUCAUCAAGGACGGGUUGGAACUUAUACUCGACAAGGCAAACUACCCUGUUUUGGUCAUGUGCACUUCUGGGAUACACGAGACUGGUAUCUUUGUUGGCUGUCUGAGGAAGUUACAACGCUGGAAUUUCAACUCUAUCGUUGUGGAGUACCGAAGCUUUGCCGGAAACAAGGCACGAUACGUGAAUGAGCAGUUCAUAGAGCUCUUUGAUCUGGAUUUGGUUACAAUACCUCAGAAUCAACCACUCUGGUUUCUUGAUCAGCAACGAACUAUGGCCGAGGAAGACGAAGAAGCCCUACGAUCAUCCCGCACAUCCAUGUCUUCAACGUCAACCGGUCUUCCUCCUUCAAUGCCCGACAUAUUAUGGAGACGGGCCUCAGCUUCUCGAAUCAGGCUUGGAUCCAACAUGUCGUCAAGGCGAACGUCUAAUUUAGGAGUUCCUAUGUUUCCCAGCUCCAGUAUAAGCCCGAAGAAUGGUUCGCCUAUAAGUAGUGGGCCACCGUCUUCUGGCUUCUUCUGA
Molecule: messenger RNA, 765 nt
Organism: Synchytrium microbalum
Lineage: Eukaryota; Fungi; Chytridiomycota; Chytridiomycetes; Synchytriales; Synchytriaceae
Exons: 4
Coding region: 1-765 (254 amino acids)
Molecular function (GO): phosphatase activity
Source: RefSeq, a predicted model, not a curated record